This is a messenger RNA of Sesamum indicum (sesame), 2586 nucleotides long. It is a transcript of the gene RLP4, whose product is annotated as receptor like protein 4. NCBI's taxonomy places the organism in Eukaryota, Viridiplantae, Streptophyta, Magnoliopsida, Lamiales, Pedaliaceae. The record is from RefSeq and is a predicted model, not a curated record. Gene Ontology annotation, molecular function: protein binding.
GCACAAAGUAGUAGUUGUUGUCUGGACUUGACAAAAAUUGUUAAGUAAUAAAAUAGAAUAAAAGCUUCAACUGCUUCUACCUGCACAGCACGUCCCACACACUACACUCCCUUUUUCAACAUUAUUCAAGACUUCAAGAUUCCCUCUCCCACAAUCUGAGCAGUAGCAGUAAAAAGGAAAGAUCCAAGAUAGAAUGUCAAGCCACAGUUUUUUCCUCAAUAAUUCAAGCUUGGAUGGGAAGUAGAUAAAGCAGAACAUAACUCCAAUUUAGCGAAUCUCAACUCCGGGCCACAAUGCUGAAAGCCCGGCUGAUCUUACUUCUGCUUGCUUUUUUCUUGGCUCCCAGACCUUCUUUUUCUCGAGCGCCAUAUGCCUUGCGAAUAAGCUGCGGAGCUCGUGAUGAUGUUCAUAGUUCUCCAACAAAUACUUUCUGGAAUAAGGAUUUUGCCUACACAGGCGGAAUUCCUGCUAAUGCAACCCCCCCAAGUUUCAUCUCUCCUUCACUCAAUACGCUUCGCUAUUUCCCUUUGUCUGAAGGUACAGAAAACUGCUACGGCAUAAAUAGGGUUCCCCAUGGCCAUUAUGUGGUGAGGAUCUACUUUGGAUUGGUUGCAGAACCUAGCUUCGACAACGAACCUCUGUUUGAUGUGUCUAUUGAAGGAACCUUAAUUUAUUCACUGCCAUCUGGUUGGAGCAACCACGAUGACGAGCGUGCAUUUGUUGAAGCCCUCAUAUUUCUGAAGGAUGGAACUGCCUCUCUUUGCUUCCACAGCACUGGACAUGGAGAUCCUGCAAUACUUGCAAUUGAAAUUCUUCAGAUAGAUAACAGAGCAUACUAUUUUGGUAAAGGGUAUGGUCAAGGAACGAUUCUCAGAACUGACAGAAGACUCAGCUGUGGUGCUAAGGACCCGAAAUUUGGUGCCGAUUACAGUGCAGACCGCUGGGGUGGGGAUAGAUUCUGGAAUUCCCUCCCAACAUUUGGACAGAGUUCUGACCAAGUCAUAUCUACCAAAAGCAGCAUCAAACAGAUCUCUCAGUCGCCCAAUUUUUAUCCAGAGGCUCUUUAUCAAACAGCACUUAUUAGCACUGAUACUCAACCUGAUCUAGCAUACACAAUGGAGGUUGAACCCACUAGAAAUUACUCUCUUUGGUUACACUUUGCAGAAAUAGAUCCUUCAGUCACUGGAGCAGGACAAAGGGUAUUCGACAUUCUGCUUAAUGGUGAUAUUGCAUUUCCGGAUGUUGACAUUGUCAGUAUGGCUGGCGGUGUUAAUACUGCUCUUGUGUUGAAUACAACAGUUGUUGUUAGUGGCAGGAGUUUGACAAUAACCUUGCACCCUACAAAAGGAAAUCAUGCCCUAAUCAGCGCUAUUGAGCUUCUGGAGCUUGUUUUGGCUGAAUCCAAAACAUUGCCAGAUGAAAUUAAGGCUUUGCAAAAGUUGAAGAGCACACUGGGCCUUCCUCUGCGGCUUGGUUGGAAUGGAGAUCCUUGUGUUCCUGAACAGCAUCCAUGGAGUGGAGUGGAUUGUCAGUAUGACAGAAGUAUCAGAAAACAUGUUAUUGAUGGACUAGGUCUUGACAACCAGGGGUUGAAGGGUUUCUUACCAAAUGAUAUAUCCCGACUUCGUCAUCUCCAGAGCAUAAAUUUGAGUGGGAACAGCAUUUCUGGGGUCAUUCCGUCUUCACUUGGAACAAUUACUAGUCUGGAGAUUCUGGAUCUCUCAUUCAACUCCUUCAAUGGAUCCAUUCCUGAAAGCCUCGGGCAGUUAACCUCAUUACGGAUAUUGGACCUUAAUGGCAACUCAUUAUCAGGAAAAGUCCCAGCUGCGCUUGGGGGAAGGCUCUUGCACGGAGCUAGCUUCAACUUUACUGAUAAUUCAGGUCUUUGUGGCAUCCCUGGAUUACCACAAUGUGGCCCACAUCUUUCAGCUGGUGCUAAAGUCGGCAUCGCACUUGGAGCUUGUGUGGCGUUUCUACUUAUCGCCACUUGCUUGACGUGUUGGUGGAAAAGGCGACAGAAUAUUCUUCGAGCCCAGAGAAUUGCAGCGAGAGACGCCCCAUAUGCAAAGGCCAGAACACAGUUCAAUCGUGAAGUACAAAUGGGAAGACAUCAUAGCCAGGAACAUGCACGGACAGCAGCUGAGAAUGGGCCUAGCUUGCUCGCCUAGUUUAUGGCCAUGAGAUAUUCGCAUGCAGUCUAUACAUGUGCAAGUUUCCUGGUCUGUUUUGUGAAAACGGGAAAGAAGCCUACGAUGCUACAUCAAAUGUUAUGUCGUCCUGCGUGUAAAAAACAGGAUGUCCCUGCCUACAUUCCCAGGUAAAGUGCUAUAUUGUGAAGAUUAACUCACUGCGUCUGAUUGAAGAACUGUAUAUGAGUGUAGUUCUGAAAUAUAGCUGAUGCAAUGGUGAAAAUUGGUUCCAUAAACAUCCACAUUGCCUAUUGGCUACUGCUUUGGACAAAGGCAACUCCAGAUGUCCAAUGCUUUGUUUUUAUGUUUAUACCAUAUGUAUCUCACUAUAAAUUAGUGUAAGUUAUAGGACAUCUUGUGCUUAUUCCUUGUUAAUUUUUUGGUGUUAUGUUUCAAA